This is a messenger RNA of Manihot esculenta (cassava), 1146 nucleotides long. Its product is annotated as phosphoserine phosphatase, chloroplastic. Gene Ontology annotation, cellular component: cytoplasm. Bases 214 to 1101 code for a protein of 295 amino acids. The transcript is spliced from 8 exons. The record is from RefSeq and is a predicted model, not a curated record. Gene Ontology annotation, biological process: L-serine biosynthetic process; dephosphorylation. Gene Ontology annotation, molecular function: magnesium ion binding; L-phosphoserine phosphatase activity. NCBI's taxonomy places the organism in Eukaryota, Viridiplantae, Streptophyta, Magnoliopsida, Malpighiales, Euphorbiaceae.
ACCUGUGCUCUCGCCAGCCAACGGUAGGUAAAGGAAUAGGCCAAUCAAUCAAGUACGGAAAGAGGAGAGGGAUCUGAGAAGAGAGAAAAGAAAGUGCAUAGAGAAGCAUUUCAAGCAAAUCCUACAACUUUAACUGACUGAUGAAAUGCAACGGUGCCUCAAGUUGUCUUGCAUUUAUUUAUUGUCCUUUUUUUUUCCCGAACAGAUUAUUCGAUGGAAGGUUUGGUGCAUUCACAAAUUAACCCUAUUCCUGCUACUUGUAGACGAUAUCGCUCUCGUUUUGUUCCAGCACUUUCCUUGCAGCUUAAAAAUAACGUGAUUAGCGGUGGAAUUUUGCUUAUGAAAUCUCCUCACUAUUGCAAUUCAAUCACUGCUUCAGCUCAACCUUUAAAAGCCUCCUCACUGAGUCACUUCAACAAUACAUUGCCAUCCAAAGAGGUUCUUGAGCUUUGGAGAAGUGCCGAUGCAGUAUGCUUUGAUGUGGAUAGCACGGUAUGUCUAGAUGAGGGCAUUGAUGAGCUUGCAGAGUUUUGUGGAGCUGGAAAGGCUGUUGCAGAAUGGACUGCUAAAGCAAUGGGUGGUUCUGUUCCAUUUGAGGAGGCCUUGGCAGCCAGACUAUCUCUGUUCAAACCUUCCCUAUCUCAGGUCCAAGAUUUUCUUGAGAAGAAUCCCCCAAAGAUCUCUCCUGGCAUAGAUGAGUUGGUCAAGAAGCUGAAGGCUAAAAAUACCAAUGUUUAUUUGAUCUCAGGAGGCUUUCGUCAAAUGAUCAAUCCUGUUGCCUCUAUACUUGGGAUUCCACCUGAAAAUAUAUUUGCCAAUCAAUUGCUCUUUGGAAGUUCAGGGGAAUUUCUGGGGUUUGAUGCAAAUGAACCAACUUCAAGAAGUGGAGGAAAAGCAACUGCAGUGCAGCAAAUAAGGAAGGUUCAUGGAUACAAGGCUCUCGUUAUGAUUGGGGAUGGUGCAACUGAUCUUGAGGCUCGAAAGCCAGGAGGUGCUGACAUGUUCAUUUGCUAUGCGGGUGUUCAACUUCGAGAGGCAGUAGCAGCAAAAGCAGAUUGGCUGGUUUUUAGUUUUACAGAUCUGAUAAGUUCCUUGGAAUAGAUUUUAAACUUCUGAAUUACAAUAUAUUGCUAUAUUUCUUUUUCA